AUAAACAUUCACGAAUUGGCAUGAUCAAAUUCAAUUAGAUCAUGACAUCUCUCUCCCGAAAGCGUACGCUGCAAGAUCUAAUUAUUCAACGUCGAGUCAACAAUAAGGAUAAUUUCCCUUCAUUGUUCAAUCUUGCAGUCCAAGCAUGCAUCUCCAAUCUUCAAUUCUUUGCCACAUUUGAAGGACUCCCCUUUCUCCCUUUUGGCAAAGCCCUCUUCCUAGAAUUUGCUCAUCAAUCUAAUCAAUGGUGUCUUACGACUGAACAACGUCAGGCUGGCAUCCUAUUGUUUGCAGAGGCUUAUGCCUGUAAAGAUCUCCAGGGAUCUGAGCUAGAACCGAACCUGGAGCAAGGGGAGGGGUAUGAAUACAGUAGUACUCAACUUUUAGGUCCUGAAUAUACAGGCCUAAAGUGUCAGCUUGCCCAAGAUGUUCCUUACUUGAGUGUAUUUGCGCAUUGCCUUGUUUACUUGGACCUAUCCAAAGGCAGCUAUGGCAACAGUAAUGGAGGUGUGGGCCAACAACAGCAAUCUGAUCAUACUGGGAUGAUGACUGAAUUUGCAGACAAGGAUAUGGCUGGACUAUCUUCUCUUUCUAGUCUUCGGAUCCUUAAUCUGGCCAAUCUUAAGAAUAUUGGCGAUAUAGGCUUAAGUCACUUGAUAAGAAGUGUCACCUUUGGCUCCUCUGGUCCUGCUGGAUUAGAGUACCUGAAUCUCACAGGCACAAACAUCACUGAUGCUGGACUCACCAAACUAUUUGUUCAAGCAUAUAUUACAAACACAAACACAAGCCUCAAACACCAGCGGCAUCAAUUGGUUUUCAAACGACUUUUGGGGAUAGAUCUGAGCAACACAGGAGUCUCGCGUUCGGUAGCUGAAAAUCUCUUCAUUGGCAACAGCAUACAUUAUAAUCAUCAUCAACACCAUCAACCACAUCCGCAAAUUUCAUCGGGGUGGAGAGCUUUAGAUCAUCGCACAUGUCUGUUCCCCUCAGACGUCACAAAUAGAAGCGACCUUAAAUUUAUGGAGUUAGAGUGGAACAGAAACCCCAUUGAAAAAUGGUAUGAGUGGUUCAAUCGGUCUUACAGACUAGAGUUUGCACAGCGACCGGAUCUAUCCGCUCAUGGAAAAGAUGGUCUUGGUUUAGCAGAAUGUCUUGCCCUCCUGAAACUGAGUCAGAUACACUUACAUCCCGUUACUGAACAACCAUCACCGUUUGUUUUUCCACAUUCAUACUAUGAUCAGCACCAUCACCACAACAGUAGCAACAUCAGUGGCAGUAACAAGCAUGGCUAUUCAAUCAACAAUACAAAGUACAUGAAGUCAGGGUCGGGACGAGAACAACAACAGCGACGGCAACAAUACGCUAUAGAUGCGGAUUUAGUGAGAGCCUUAACAUCACCGUCGUUUUCCAUGGUCGACAAAUCAUCAACACAGCCCAUCAACUUGAACGAUAUGUACAAUUUAAUAAUGUACAAGAAAGUUCUCGAUAUUGUCCGCGAAACAGCUGGCAUUGACAGAUCGAGAUCUAGAAAGAUAAUGACCACACCUUUUAAGAAACGCCUGGCAUUCAUAAGGACCAGGAAGGAUGCGGAAGAGCUAUUGCUCUUUACAACCAAAGCUGCUAUAGAUAAAUUGACUACAACCAUCCAGGUGUCAGGGGGACCAUGGCCGAGCAUGUAUGAUAAGACCAAUAGUAAUAAUAGCUUGGUAGACAUGACAAAGAGAGCAAAAAUUCGAAAUCGACAUCAUCGAACGUCUUUGGCACCACCGAGCAUACCCAAGUCAUCCCCAUUCUUUCCUCUUUCCACAUCACACUUCAUCCCUGUUAAUCCGUCUUCACCCAAGUCUCCAUAUUUACAUAGACUGAAUCCUCAUCCAUCAUGCUCAGAAACAGAGCUUCAAGAGGUAUCAAAUCUCCCCUUAAAGAGACUCAAGUUGCCAUCAUCGUCAUCACCAUCGCCAUCGCCAGCGCCAUCAUCUUUAUUCAUCGAGCAGGAGCCAAGGGCAUUAUCACAGCAGCACUUGUCAGUCAACAAUUUACCAGGACGACGUCGAGGAGGAACUGGAGGAACGAACCAUCAUUUACCCUUUGUAAAACCCGAAGAGAAACAAAGAGUAAAUGACUUUUAUUUUAAAGAGACAUCCACUAAGGAAGAGACCAAGCCGCCACAGCCAAUAGUAGCAACAGUAGCAGCAACAACGACAGAUAAUGCUUUCAAAGGUCAUCACAAACCUCCAUCUUCAAUGAUCAUGGAAAAAUGGAUCGCUCGUGGAAAAGUAAAAAGUCAAUUUACUUCGUCAACAUCUACUGCUGCCAACUCUAUCACUGCGACUGCUAUUGCAGCUACGAAGUCUGAUAUUGAGACUAAUAUUAUUAAGACGAGUAACGGCAAUGUUAUACGUGAGUUUCAUUUCAAUGAUCAGAAGCAGAGCUGUGUCAAUUUGACGCGCUGGAUUCAUUCAUUUAAAGAACCUUUUGAUAAGGUAGAGAUGGAUACUCGUAAAAUCAUUCGAUUUGAUUCAAGGAGAAGGUUCUCUGCAAAUGAUGAUGAUGAUGUGAGCAAUAAUCAAGGGAAUAUCAAUACUGAUUGAAUUACAACAACGCAAAAAAUCUAAAAUCUAACUUCGUCGCAUGGGCCAAAUUAAAUAAAUUGAG
This is a messenger RNA of Lobosporangium transversale, 2655 nucleotides long. RefSeq lists its product as hypothetical. The coding region runs from base 42 to 2591 and encodes 849 amino acids. The record is from RefSeq and is a predicted model, not a curated record. The transcript has a single exon. NCBI's taxonomy places the organism in Eukaryota, Fungi, Mortierellomycota, Mortierellomycetes, Mortierellales, Mortierellaceae.